AAUAAAACUAACACCAUUGGGGUGUGCACCAUAUUUACAUUGAAUUCCAAGGUGAAGUUUUCUCACAAAAAGUUAUAUCAAAUCAAAUAAAUUGCUGUAGAAUUUUGUGGAGUGCAGGCGGUGUCGGAUCGUGCAGAAGAUAUUUACGGAGGUCAGGGUGUUGGAGUGUGGGCAGGCUUAGCGAUGGGCAGGUCCAGGCGCGCUCAACGAUGAAAAACAACGGGGAUAUAUACCAACGGCCACGGUAGAGGCAGACAUAGCGGAAUCACCAAGCACUGUAAACAUUAGCGUUGCAUUUUAAUUCCUGCAGAUAGUGUUACUUGGGUUUUAAUUCCUACGACAGAGGGUGUGACGCGCACCCACAAAGGACAAGGCGCGGAAAAUGCACUGAGCACUCCCCACCCCACGUCCUGUGACACCCCCUUGUAAGCAGUAGAAGAUGAGCACCACGCCCACCCCUAAGGGCACGCCUGUGCAGCAGAGCUCCAGCGAUGGGGGCCCUAGUGAUGGGGUCCUCGAGGUUCUUGUGUCUCCACAGCACUCUACACCUGGCUCCUCCGGGCCCCAACACAAGAAACGCGUCUCCAGCCUCCUGCAGAGCCCGUCGUUCCGUGAGGAGCUAGAUGUUCUGAUCCAGGAACAGAUGAAGAAGGGAGGCAGCAGCUCCAACCUCUGGGCUCUGAGGCAGCUAGCUGAUUACAUGGCCUCUCAUGGCUCACCUGCCGCCCUGUCCGCCUCCCCCUCCAGUACAGGCAUGAUGAUGGUGACGCCCAUCAACGACCUGCAUGGCUUGGAGCCCAGCGGCAUGGUGAAGGGAGAGAGGUUGAUGCGUUGUAAACUGGCCAGUGUCCACCGUCUUCUGGACCUUUACGGCUGGGCCCAGCUCAGCCACACCUGCCUCACCCUGCGUGUCAGUAAGGAACAGGAGCACUUCCUGGUUCUGCCCAAUGGCCUGGCCUAUGGUGAGGUCACUGCCUCUAGCCUGGCGAAGGUGAAUAUCCUUGGGGAGGUGGUGGAGAGGGGCAGCACCACCCUGGGGGUAGACCUGGAUUCCUUCAGCCUCCACUCAGCCAUCUAUUCUACCCGGCCAGACGUACGCUGUCUGGUGCACCUCCACACCCCCGCCACUGCCGCCGUGUCCGCCAUGAAGUGUGGCCUGUUGCCACUGUCCCAUGAGGCUCUGCUGGUGGGUGAGGUGGCGUCCUAUGACUACAAUGGGCUGAUGGAGAACGAGGAGGACCGGGUGGAGCUUCAGAAGAGUCUCGGGCCCACCUGCAAGGUGCUGUUGCUUCGAAACCAUGGCAUCGUGGCCCUGGGGGAGUCAGUGGAGGAGGCUUUCUACACCAUCUACCACAUACAGGCUGCCUGUCAGAUCCAGGUGUCAGCAUUGUGCAGUGCUGGAGGAGAGCAGAACCUGAUCAUGCUGGACCGCUCCACCCACAAACCCAACGCUGCAGGCACCGUGGGCUGGGCCGGAUCCACCUUCGGCCCCCUGACCAAGAGUCGACUCGGGGAGCACGAGUUUGAGGCUCUCAUGAGGACUCUGGAUAACCUGGGUUACCGUACCGGCUACGCCUACCGCUUCCCCGUGCUGCUGGAGCGCUCUCGGACACGGAGGGAGGUGGAGGUCCCUGCCACAGUCCACUCCUUCCAGUUUGAGGAGGAGGGAGUGCACCCGUUACCCCGCCAGCACCCCUACGCCCAGCGGCAGCAACUGGAGAAGACCCGCUGGCUCAACACCCCCAACUCCUACCUGAGGGUGAACCAAGACCAAGCCAGCCCCGGACACCAGCGCACCACAUGGCUGAAGACAGAGGAGAUGCAACAAGGAGCCAUCAAGAUUGAGAACUCAAAUCAGUUUGUUCCUCUUUUUACCAACCCUCAAGAGGUGCUGGAAACACGAAAUAAAAUCCGGCAGCAGAACCGUCAGGACAUGAAGACAGCAGGACCCCAGUCCCAAGUACUAGCCGGUGUCAUAACGGACGGUAGUCCACUGGUCCAGAAAAAACUGCAUCAUGUGGCUGUAAAAAAGAGUGUGCUCUCAGUCAACAAAAGCAUCAAAGUAAAGUCUCCAGACCCGGCAGAACUUGCGACACUUGAGGCGGAGACCCCCAACCCGUUUAACCAGCUGACAGACAAGGAGCUGGAGGAGUACCGCAAGGAGGUGCAGAGGAAAGCAGGAGGUCAAACAGAUGUAGGGGAGGAGGUGGAGAACGAGAAGGAGUCUCUCCCAGCUACCCCCCCCACCAACAACCCUACCCCCUGCAAUCCCCCACCCUCAGAUGAGACAAAGAAAGACUCCACAGCAGUUCAGAACGGGAAAGGAGAGGAGGAGAAGCAGACCACGGAGGAGCUGGAGAAAGGGAUGAAGGCUUUGUCUACCAAUGACACUUCUACACCCCCCUCCACCACCCCUGCUGCCCCACCCGCUAAACCGCCCAGCAACACGCCUGAGGGAUCCCCCUCCAAGUCCCCCUCUAAGAAGAAAAAGAAGUUCAAGGCCCCCUCAUUCCUAAAGAAGAGCAAGAAGAAAGAGCAGAAAGAGAAAGCUGAAACUUGAGGGUACAUGUAAAAUGAUUCUGACACGCCCCCUCCACUUCUAGCCAUAUACACGGAGGCAAACACACUAACACGCCCCCUCCACUUCUAGCCAUAUACACGGAGGCAAACACACUAACACGCCCCCUCCACUUCUAGCCAUAUACACGGAGGCAAACACACUAACACGCACUCAAGUCUCCUGUAUGUAUAGCUCAGUCACUCAUCACGUCUAGAAGUCAUUCUAAUUAUUAUUAUUUAUUUUUUGGGGGGGGGCAAUAUUGUUUCUGUACAACUCUCAAAUGAUCUUGAAACAAUCCACAAUCAUUCUAAAUGAAAUAGAAUCAACAACACCACCUGAAUUAUGCACUCCCUAUUUAUUAUAAGAAGUAACACACUUGACACGUGUGUAUAUAAACCAAUGUUGCAUUGAAGUAUCCUCAUAGGCACCCCCUGGCCUGGUCAUGUUUAUUCGUUUUUAAUAGUCAGACGAAGGUGACAGGUAUGUACAUACGAGCACAGGUGCAGUACAUGUAGAAUUAUGCAGGUAUAAUAACGUGCUCUUUUUUUGUUUGUUGCAGAAGUCUUGUUCCAAUUAAACUAACUAUUCAAGUCAUAGACAGCAGGGACAAAUAAGAAAAUAAAUGCACAAAAAAAAAGAAAGUCCCCAACAUUAAGCUGACAGCUAUAAAUGCCACUAAUACCAAGCAAGGAUAUGAUCUAAGCAUUGUGGAAGAAACGUGUUGCUUGAUGUUGCGAACGGAAGCCGAACUAAAAGGUACUAAACAUUCCACUCUUCCCCAAAUUUUGCUUUGAAAUAUGUGUACAAAAUACCUCUACAGCUGUAAUUAUUUUUAUGAUCAGUAGCUGUUAUCAAAAUGCUGAUGUGUGAUAUUUGUUGUUUUUUAAUGUAUUAUUUCGUAUUAGAAUGUAAAGUGAAAAGUUGCAAGGUUAAAAUGUACCAGUCAUUAAAGAUCAAAGUUGAUUUCAA
Oncorhynchus nerka (sockeye salmon) is the source of this 3529-nucleotide messenger RNA. RefSeq names its product beta-adducin-like. Gene Ontology annotation, cellular component: cytoskeleton; plasma membrane; postsynaptic density. The record is from RefSeq and is a predicted model, not a curated record. The coding region runs from base 440 to 2560 and encodes 706 amino acids. NCBI's taxonomy places the organism in Eukaryota, Metazoa, Chordata, Actinopteri, Salmoniformes, Salmonidae. The transcript has 16 exons. Gene Ontology annotation, molecular function: actin filament binding. Gene Ontology annotation, biological process: barbed-end actin filament capping.